AUGCUAACACGAGGAUCGAGAAACGGCGGCGCCACUUACGGUCUCUGGGAAUUUAAGCGUCCGCGGGACCAGCGUUUAUCUUACCUCGUCACGCCAGUCAGGGACCCUGUUCGUGUUCAGUUUUCACACAAGGGACAACUAAGCUGGGACAUUCAGGGGCUGAUGAGCCUCAGCGACCUCCAAAGACAUGAUGCUUGUUCCGUUGCCUCGGAACGAGUCCGUCUCCUCUCGGAAGCGAUAUCUGCAUUCGCCUUACAGUAUCAAUCUCACUGCAUCGUCCUGAACGGGAAUGCGAGAGUAUGCCACGAUGACAUGGUGCUCCAUAUCACGCUAAGGUGCGCCAAACACUCCAUCGAGACCAACCCACCCCACACCCUAAACGUGCCAGCCGAAAGCUAUCGUGAACGUCUCGAUAGCUACCAUAACACGUCAGAUCUCAUGUUUCGAGCAGGACUCUGCGGCUACUUCUUGGCUCAUGGCUCUCGGCCCUUGAAGCCAUCCCGGAUCUCGCACACCCCAAUAGUGUAG
Fusarium oxysporum Fo47 is the source of this 528-nucleotide messenger RNA. RefSeq lists its product as uncharacterized. The record is from RefSeq and is a predicted model, not a curated record. NCBI's taxonomy places the organism in Eukaryota, Fungi, Ascomycota, Sordariomycetes, Hypocreales, Nectriaceae. The transcript is spliced from 4 exons. The coding region runs from base 1 to 528 and encodes 175 amino acids.